Messenger RNA from Poecilia latipinna (sailfin molly), 2512 nucleotides. RefSeq names its product WD repeat domain 45B (gene wdr45b). Gene Ontology annotation, molecular function: protein binding. Lineage: Eukaryota; Metazoa; Chordata; Actinopteri; Cyprinodontiformes; Poeciliidae. The record is from RefSeq and is a predicted model, not a curated record. The transcript is spliced from 10 exons. The coding region runs from base 210 to 1244 and encodes 344 amino acids.
CAUUUACGACAUCCACUGGAGACAAGUGAAUUCCCUCCGAUCCUGACAGCGAGAGACAGCCCCGGUUUUGUCUUUUGUUUUUUUUUUCUUCUUCUUCGCUCUGUCCAGCAAAAGCCCGACUCUGGUGGAGGAAUGGUAGCCAGUUAGCUAACGGACAAAAACUGUUGGGUUUUUACUCGUUUAACAUCGCUGGUUACUUUGUUAUAACGAUGAAUUUACUACCGUCCAAUCCACAUGGAAAUGGGCUUCUUUAUGCUGGAUUUAACCAGGAUCACGGAUGCUUUGCUUGUGGAAUGGAGAAUGGAUUUCGUGUCUACAACACAGAUCCUCUCAAAGAAAAGGAAAAGCAAGAGUUCCUAGAGGGAGGCGUUGGCCAUGUGGAGAUGCUGUUUAGGUGUAACUACCUGGCGCUGGUGGGAGGAGGGAAGAAACCCAAGUACCCAACUAAUAAAGUGAUGAUCUGGGAUGACCUGAAGAAGAAGACGGUGAUCGAAAUCGAGUUCUCCACAGAGGUGAAAGCGGUGAAGCUUCGGCGGGACAGGAUUGUGGUAGUCCUAGACUCCAUGAUCAAAGUGUUCACCUUCACGCACAACCCGCAUCAGCUGCACGUGUUCGAGACCUGCUACAACCCCAAAGGUCUGUGUGUGCUGUGUCCCAACAGCAACAACUCCCUGCUGGCGUUCCCGGGAACGCACUCGGGACACGUGCAGAUCGUGGACCUGGCCAACACCGAGAAGCCGCCUGUCGACAUCCCCGCCCACGAGGGGGCGCUGUGCUGCAUCGCACUCAACCUGCAGGGAACCAGGAUAGCCACGGCGUCGGAGAAAGGGACUCUGAUCAGGAUCUUCGACACGUCGGCGGGGCAACUCAUCCAGGAGCUGCGGCGAGGCUCGCAGACGGCCAACAUUUACUGCAUCAACUUCAAUCAGGACGCGUCUCUGAUCUGCGUGUCCAGCGACCACGGCACCGUACACAUCUUCGCUGCGGAAGACCCCAAAAGGAACAAACAGUCGAGUUUGGCAUCUGCCAGCUUCCUCCCCAAAUACUUCAGCUCCAAGUGGAGCUUCUCCAAGUUCCAGGUGCCGUCGGGCUCCCCCUGCGUAUGUGCCUUCGGAACAGAGCCCAACGCAGUCAUAGCCAUUUGUGCUGACGGCAGCUACUACAAGUUUCUGUUUAACCAAAAGGGGGAGUGUUCCAGAGACGUGUACGCUCAGUUCCUGGAGAUGACUGAUGAGAAAAUAUGACCCUCGUGACUUCCUGCUGAGCAACACAUUUUUUUUUUUGUCCUUUCCCUUUUUGUUUUUGUUUGUUUCUGAGGAAUUAGAAGUUCUACUUUGCACUUCAUCUUAUCUGCAGAGACUCUGGCUCAUCAGAGCAUCAGAUGGAGAGGACAAAGAAAACAACAAAGCACAGAUUUGUUUUUGUUUUUUGGAGGAUUAGUGGGAGACUUGAGGAAAUGUGACGUGCGCCGCCUUUACUCCCAAACCAAACCCACGGCGAUGAGGGAAAGUUUUUUUUUUUUUUUUUUUCUGAAAUACAAACAGUUUUACGAUGUCUUCCGAUGGCUAUUUUUAUUCCCGUCCCGAUAGUUAAGAUGGCUUGGAUAACUAACACCGCCUAACCCCAAACUACAGGUAGAGUGCCUCUGAAACUGAAGAGAGUGUGUGCGCACAUAUCGCAGAUAAAAAACACACGCACGCACACACACCAAGUAUACCAAGUGUAUAACAUUAUUAGGUGUGUGAGGGGAUCCCGCUUUGUUAGGCAUCACCUUAGUGUUCAUAGGUUUUUCUUUGCUUGUAUAUAUACACCUGACUGAACUAACCACAUAGAGCUGUACAGAACAGUGGCUUAAAAAAACAAAAAAAUUAACCUGUAUUUUUGUUUGUUUUUGUUUUUCACUUUAUUUGUUGUGCAAUACUCCGUUUAGUCUGAAAUUUGUGAGAAAAGCUGGAAGAUUUAUAUUUUGAAAGAGAAGUUCUUUCAACAGAUUGGCUUCAUGGAGGAAGUAAUUGCACCGAGAAAAAGUUUGCAUGUUAAGUCUUAGUUAAAUCGAUUUCAAUCAGAUUUCUUUGUGAGAGCCACCUCCAAAACAAAAAAUAGAAAGAUAUUUCUUGACUGCAUUCAUAAUUUAUAUUUUGAUUCUGCCUCGUGUUAUUGGUCACUUUGCACCUUCCUCACUACACUUGUUUUUGUUUUUGCCAUUUGAGCUGAUCAGUCAGCAACCUCUGGAGAAGUCUGUCUGCAUCCACCGCAAUGAAACUAGUGACAAUCUUUUUUGUUUUGUUUCGUUUUAAUUGUCACAGCCUUCAGUUGAUUUGUUGCAAAAACACAUUUCAUUUUUGUGGCUUCUUCUUGCAUCCGAACAUGCAUUUGCAGUGCUCGGAAGUCGCAGACCACUAGAGGGGGAUGCUGAGUAAACUGAGAUCUCAGCCAACCAGUUUCUGAUACACUUAAUGAUUGUAAAAUGUGCAUUUAAAUAUGUGAAUAAAAUUUAACAUCUGCUUUUCCA